This is a messenger RNA of Schistosoma turkestanicum, 2653 nucleotides long. NCBI's taxonomy places the organism in Eukaryota, Metazoa, Platyhelminthes, Trematoda, Strigeidida, Schistosomatidae. The record is from the annotation of a GenBank genome assembly.
UGAAUUUCUGCAGCGGUUAUUUGAUUUGGGUGCGCUGCACUUGGGUGGAUAGUUGCGGUGUUCGAAUGGUUUUGUUGGGAACUGUCUAAGAUUUGCUUAUUUUACGCAUUUUCUGUUAAUGUGCUUGUGUCUAGUUAUUUAUUAAACCAUGGAACUCUUAUAAUGCCAGGUAAAAUAAACCCAUUGGAAAACAAUAAGCUUAUAUAAUCAGUUGUUAUCGUCUAGCUUGCAUGUGAUUUCUUGCCAUGUAUCAACCAUAUUCAUUAUAAUUUAUUGUGAUAUUGUACAGAUCCUAUUUCAUAAACGUAUUUGAAUCAGAUUCUUUAUAUAUUAAAAAUCUCUCAAUGAUUACACCGCUGGGUGAUAUGGAUGAGGAAUUUGAUGAAGGUGUUGUUGCUGAUCAUCAUCGUACACAUGAUAGUUUUGGUGACCCGGGAUGUCUUCAGUACCAAAGUUUCGACAAAUCCGGACCAAACUGGGUUAAUAUGCUCAGACAACAAGGUGCUUCAGUUGAUGCAACCAGUCCCCAAACUUCACACCUUAGUUCAGAAGUACACAGUAUAUCAGAUCUAACUUCCUUUGACUAUGGACAACGUCUGCCAUCUUUAGAAGGCAGUUCGAGUGCUCCAAGCAGUAAAGGAACACCUAAUAUGGCUCCACAUUCAGUUUUUGCAUGGCAGCCUUUUGGGAGCACAUCAGUUCACAACCAGCCACAAGCUUCUUCUUUUCACGGGCAACCCGGACAUUUAAUUCCAUUGAUCCCAGGUUCAACUGCCACUUAUAGCGGUAUUGUUAGCUCUUCUCCUGCUAGUUCAAUGCCUACAACUACUGACUUAAUGGAUUGUCAUCAGAAAAAUAAUUCUCAUUAUGCAUAUCCUACCAAUUAUUCCAGCUCGUCUACAUCAAAUAAAUCUCGUUCUAUUGUAUUAAGUCCUUCCACUCAAUCUGGAUGCUGUCCUUCCGAUGUACAGAAUAUACGUUUAGGAAUGCUUUUACCAAAUUCUCAUUCCCCAACUACUGCCCCAGUACCAAUCUAUGCACCCUCACUUUCAUCCACUACAACUUCUAGUUCUGCACCCCAUCAAGCUUUUUGUUCUCCAAACAGCAGCUCAUCAAGUUCAAAUCUAUUCAGUACACCUUCAGUAAUGUCCAAUCAUCCAGUUCAAGAUCCUGCUAAAGCUGUUAGUCAAAAGCAACGUUCAAAAAAAGAGAGUCAUAACAGAAUUGAACGAAAACGAAGAGAUUAUAUUAAUUCACAAAUUGUCUAUCUCAGUAGUUUACUCCCGCCCGAAUUGUAUCGCGAUGUAGAUGGUCGACGAAAUAAAGGUAGUGUACUUCGACUUUCAGUUAGUUAUAUUAUGGAGUUACGUGAAGCUGUUUCAAGAAUGGAAAGUUUGAAACAAGAAAAUACAAUAGCACGUCAGCUAAUCCCUCUUCUUUUGCAACGUAUUGAGAGCCUUGAGAAAAUGAAUUCGGAAUCUAGUGGUGAUUUAAAAUCUGGCGAACAAUUGCAUCACUCCUCAUCUGCCAAUUCCUUAAGAAAUUUGCAGUCACUUGAAGCUGUUUAUCAAUCAUGGCUUUUAUUAAAUGAAGCAAAUCAACGUAGCUCUAAUAGUAGCGGAAAUACGCCAAACUUGUCCACAUCUGUCUCACGACACUCAAUUUAUCCUGCACAGACAAAUCCAAAUGACAGUCGAUAUUUACAUGAGUUGAUGAUGCAAAAUGAAACACCAACUGAUCUUGAUUUUAGCGGUUCCAAAUUACAUUCAGUCCAAUCAAGACACCCGCUUAAUGUAAAAAGAGAACAUGGUGAAGAAGAAGAAGAAAGAACCGACGAUUGUGGUUCAUUAUGUAACAAAUCGGAUACUCGGCGUCCAGGAUGUUCAUCUCGAUCAAGCUUUACUGAUCAUCAAACAUCAGAGAGAAUUGAGGAAGAGGUAACAUCACAAGACGGAAGCUUUGAUAGUAGACCUAAUUCUGCAUAUGAAUGCUAUCCACAUAACCUUCCAAGAACUCCUCAGUCAAGUGUAUUCCUGCAAAAUCAUUGAUCAGUUAUACUUCAAUUCUAUUCAUUUCGGUUUGGCAUAUUCUUAUUUUGGUAGAGGAUAAUGUCAUUAUAUUAAAUGAAUCCCUAGCUUGUUAUUAUUAUUAUAUACAAUUACUUUAUGAUGGCAGUUUUCACUAUCUGACUUGAUAAAUAUCAACUCUGACAUGAUACAGAUAUACUUAUUUGUCGAUAUUAUAAUUUGUUAAAGAGGUGUUGAUUUCUUGCCCUGUAUCAGAUUAUAUAAAGUUGGAUAUGAAAUACUAUUACUGUUAUUAUUAUUAUUAAUAAUGAUAAUAAUAAUAACGGUAUUAUGUGUUGAUAAUAUUGUUCGGGGAUGAUUUCCAACGCCAUCUCCUUCCAUCCUCCUCUCUGUCUGCGUGUGUGUGUGUGUGUGCAGUAUCUAUCCAUCAACUGUUGCCUUAUUUCACCUCUUGAAUUAUUUUCAUGUCAUAUUUGGAGUAAAUUUUUUUUCGUUUGUUUUGUUACAUUAUUUUUUUUUGAAGAUGAUGAUUAUUGCCGCUCCCUUCCUUUUUUUUUAAAAAAAUUUAUUUAUUAUAAAACAAAACAAAUCAAAACAAAAGAAGAAUUCAAUUAGAGAGAAUAUGA